CUUUGCGCUGCAGUGUUUUGUUUUGCGUAUAUAAAGUAAAUUGUUAAUUAAGAUGGAGUUAAAAGAAUACGUUAGUAAUCGAAGUUACAUCAAGGGUAGCAUAACUCGAAUUGAGACUUAUUGCAUGGGGGCACAGUUUGAUGCUUCUGCAUGCAACUUGUUGCGCGAAAAGCGGCUUCGCAUUGUUCAACUGUUUAAAGAUUACGAGAAGCUGAACAAGCAGAUCCUAUUGCUUGACCCUGACGAGAAGGAGAACUACGACGAAUACGAGAAAAAACGCGCCAUCGCGAUGGAGAAUACUGCAGAGGAGAAGCUGACUGCAGAGAAGCAGCCGCAUAAGCAGCAGCCGAUGAAGUCUGGUAAGGCUAGUUUCGUGGCUUCCGGCGUGGCUUCUAACAUCAAUACAUGUGCUGCAGCGUGAGUCGUUGCCGUUAUCCCCAUCUGGUCCGUUUUUGGUCAAUACAAGUUUUGGAUAUGUCGUCGCGGGGAAUUUGCCGGUAUCUGCUGGCAAAAUUUCUUCAUGUAAUCUAUGCCUUACAAUUGAAGGUAAAAAUAAUAUAUUUAAAGGUUGCAAUGACAUUGAAGGUAAUAAUUUAUUAAAAACCUGUGAUGAUAUUCCGGACAUAAACUUAAUUCCUGAUUCAAUAAUUGAAG
This is a messenger RNA of Pectinophora gossypiella (pink bollworm), 654 nucleotides long. RefSeq lists its product as uncharacterized. The transcript has 3 exons. The coding region runs from base 53 to 421 and encodes 122 amino acids. The record is from RefSeq and is a predicted model, not a curated record. Lineage: Eukaryota; Metazoa; Arthropoda; Insecta; Lepidoptera; Gelechiidae.